Messenger RNA from Cloeon dipterum, 4149 nucleotides. RefSeq names its product Ran-binding protein 16 (gene Ranbp16). Gene Ontology annotation, molecular function: nuclear export signal receptor activity; small GTPase binding. Gene Ontology annotation, cellular component: cytoplasm; nuclear pore. The transcript is spliced from 18 exons. Gene Ontology annotation, biological process: protein export from nucleus. The record is from RefSeq and is a predicted model, not a curated record. NCBI's taxonomy places the organism in Eukaryota, Metazoa, Arthropoda, Insecta, Ephemeroptera, Baetidae. Bases 297 to 3623 code for a protein of 1108 amino acids.
UUCGCGAGCUAUUUACGUCCGGGCCGAAUUCUCGGGGCACGGAUGCCCGGAAGCAGCGACGGACGGAGAAAAUAACUGGCGUUAAUUAGUGGGACGCGAAAACAAAGAGGGUGUUUGUUGUUGUCGUCGACAAGGCAUCGUCACUCCUUCUUUUUCUCCCCGCUGUGAGCAGAGUCUAGUGCUCUGCGCAAAAAAGCAGCGCUCAUUCUAUUUUUGCCAGUCGGUACACGUACCAAACAAAAAAGCCUUGACGACCUGAAAAACCUCAUUUCGCUCUACCGAGACUCGGCCCGCAAAUGAAAAAGGCCCGCUUGGAGAACAGCUAUGAAGUGCAGCAGUUGGAGUUGCUGUGUAAACACCUAUACGAGUCUGGAAAUUCUGCCGUGAGAGCAGAUGCAGAGAAGGCUCUGGUCAACUUCCAAAAUGCGCCUGACACUCUGGCCAAGUGCCAGCUGCUGCUGGACAGAGGUGACUCGAGCUAUGCUCAGCUCCUCGCAGCGACCACCCUGACAAAGCUAGUGUCCAGGUCGGCCCAGGGACUCUCCCUUCAGCAGCGAAUUGACAUACGAAAUUAUGUGCUGAAUUAUUUGGCCACCAGGCCGAAAUUGGCCAAUUUUGUGGUGCAGGCCUUGGUGACCUUGUUUGCGAGGAUCACUAAACUAGGCUGGUUUGACGUGGACAAGGAUGAAAACGUGUUUCGAAAUGUCAUUGCUGACAUUACGAAAUUUUUGCAAGGAUCCGUGGAACAUUGCAUGGUCGGCGUGCAGCUUCUUUCUCAGCUGACAUGUGAGAUGAACCAGAUUUCGGAAGCAGACGCCAGCCGCUCGCUCACAAAGCACCGGAAAAUUGCUUCCUCCUUCCGAGAUACUCAGUUAUUUGAGAUUUUCAGACUUUCUUGCACUCUGUUGGGCCAAGCGAGAGAGAACUGCAAAAGCCUAAAUUUCAACGAUGAGAGCCAACACGGACUGAUGACUCAGCUUCUGAAGCUGGCUCAGAACUGUUUGACCUUUGACUUCAUCGGCACUUCAACAGAUGAAAGCUCGGAUGACUUGUGCACUGUGCAGAUACCCACCAGUUGGAGGCCCGCAUUCCUCGACUUUGCCACUUUGAAGCUCUUCUUUGACCUGUACCACUCUUUGCCGACGUCUCUCUCUUCUUUAGCGUUAUCGUGCUUAGUGCAGAUUGCAUCUGUGCGUCGUUCUCUCUUCAGCAACACUGAGCGCGCCAAGUUCCUCACCCAUCUGGUCAAUGGAGUUAAAAACAUUCUCCAAAAUCCGCAGGGAUUGAGCGAUCCAGCCAACUACCAUGAGUUUUGCCGCCUGCUAGCCAGGCUCAAAUCAAACUAUCAGCUGGGCGAAUUGGUGAUGGUGGAAAACUAUCCAGAGUCCAUACAGCUCAUCGCAAAGUUCACCGUUGAAAGCUUACAGAUGUGGCAGUUUGCCCCAAACAGUGUGCACUACUUGCUAAGUUUAUGGCAGCGAAUGGUGGCUUCCGUGCCAUACGUCAAAGCGACUGAGCCGCACCUGCUAGAGACAUACACGCCGGAAGUGACCACCGCUUACAUAACUUCAAGGCUUGAGUCUGUAGCUGUGGUUGUGAGGGAGGGUCUUGAGGAUCCUUUGGACGACUUGGGCAUGGUGCGGCAACAACUUGAGCAGCUCUCUGUAAUUGGUCGAUGUGAAUACCAGAAGACUUGCUCCCUGUUAGUACAACUGUUUGACCAGGCUGCCCGCUCGUACCAGGAGCUGGCGGGAAAUAUGGCUCAGACUAUGAACAUCACCAUUCAAGAAGGCCGGUUGACUUGGCUAGUCUAUAUAAUUGGUGCUGCAAUCGGCGGACGCGUCUCUUUUAAUAACAAUGAAGACCACGACGCCAUGGAUGGCGAACUGGUCUGCAGGGUUUUGCAGCUGAUGAAUCUGACCGACUCUCGGCUCGGUCAGUCAGGCUGUGAAAAGCUCGAGCUGGCUAUGUUGAGCUUCUUCGAACAAUUCCGCAAAAUCUACGUUGGUGAUCAGGUGCAGAAGAAUUCCAAGGUGUACCGAAGGCUCUCAGAGGUGCUCGGCUUGAGUGAAGAGUCUAUGGUUUUGAGUGUUUUUAUCAGGAAAAUAAUUACCAACCUGAAGUAUUGGGGAAGGAGUGAACAGAUUAUAUCCAAGACGCUUCAGUUGUUAAACGAUCUCUCUGUUGGCUAUAGCUGUGUUCGAAAGCUUGUUAAACUUGAAGAAGUCCAAUUUAUUCUCAAUCAUCACACGAGUGAACACUUUCCGUUCUUGGGAAAUUCCGCUGCCAUAAGUGAAAUGAGGUGUAGAUCAAUGUUCUACACUUCACUUGGAAGACUACUAAUGGUUGAUUUAGGAGAGGAUGAAGAUAGAUUCGAUAAUUUCAUGAUGCCAUUGACAGCGUCUUUCGAGUCUAUUGGGCAGAUGCUAUCUAGCUCCAAAAGCAACCUGUUUCCGGCAGAGGAGGCAAAGAAGUCACUAAUUGGUCUUGCUAGGGAUCUCAGAGGCCUGGCCUAUGCAUUCAACACAAAGACAUCCUACAUGAUGCUAUUCGACUGGAUCUAUCCUGCAUACACUCCUAUAAUGCUCCACGCAAUUGAAUUGUGGUUCCAUGACCCACAAGUGACGACACCUGUGCUCAAGCUUUUUGCUGAGCUUGUUCAAAAUCGGUCACAGCGACUUCAGUUUGAUGUCUCGUCGCCUAAUGGCAUUCUUCUAUUUAGAGAAGCUAGCAAAAUCAUCUGCACCUAUGGUGAGCGAAUUUUGAGUGUGGACAUUUCGAAGGAUCAGAUAUACCCGAUGAAGCUGAAGGGUAUUGCCAUUUGUUUUGGCAUGCUGAAGGCAGCUCUCUGCGGCAGCUAUGUCAAUUUCGGCGUGUUUCGCCUCUACAAUGAUGAAGCGCUAGAUAACGCUUUGAAAACUUUUGUUAGCAUGCUUCUCGCCAUACCACAAUCUGACUUAUUGGACUACCCGAAAGUUUCCCAGACGUAUUAUGUACUGCUGGAGUGUUUGGCGCAGGACCACAUGAGUUUCCUUGCCAGCCUGGAGCCUAAUGUGUUCCUCUACAUUCUUUCUUCGAUAUCCGAAGGGUUGACUGCUUUAGGUGGGAAUCUCAACAUGUUCACAGACACCAUGGUGUGCACUGGUUGUUGCACCACCUUGGACCACAUUGUCUCUUUCCUCUUCAAGCAACUCACCCACAAAGGCAAGAAGAGCAGACGGGCAAGCGUGAACCACAGGGAGGGUGAGGUGUUUUUGCAAGUGCUUGAACAGCAUCCUGAGAUACUCCAGCAAAUCCUGUCCACUGUACUGAACAUAAUUAUGUUUGAAGACUGCAGGAACCAAUGGUCAAUGUCCCGCCCUUUGCUUGGACUGAUCCUCUUAAAUGAGGAGUACUUCAAUCAGUUACGGGAGAGCAUCAUUCGAGCCCAAUUGCCUGACAAACAACCGGCCAUGGCCCAGUGGUUUGAGAACUUAAUGGACGGCAUCGAGAGGAAUUUGUUAACGAAAAACAGAGACAGAUUUACCCAGAAUUUGUCAACGUUCCGGCGGGACAUUAACGAUUCGCUCAAAGGUCCAAACAUGGCAGCAGUUGCCUCUGGAAGUGACAUGAUGACAUCCUAGUCUGGAAUGUGAGGACUUGUGCUGACUUUUGUCACUGUGUGAGGGUAAAUGUGCCGAGAUUUGUGAUCCGUGGUUGGAUUAUCUGAAGAGUAAUUAAUUCACAUCAAUCGUUGUUGUCGACCCCAUCUAAAAGUUUCAGAGCAGCAAUCGUAUCCAAAAUUUUAAUCCGCGUGCGAUUUUAUGACAUUAUUCAUCAUUAUUUGCCAUUGAGUUUUCUCUAUUUUAUUCUAAUUUAUUGUACAGCACAAACUUCCGACUUUAAUUAGUAUGAAUUGUUUUAUAGAGCACCUCUGUGAUGCUAUAUAUUACCUCAGAAGCAAUAUUUGGGAGUUGAAUCGAAGUACGGUUGUGCUGCCUGUUUUAAGCAAUUAGUUCUUGGUUACAAAGACAUUCCUAUUAUUAAUAUAUUAUCGGUCAUUAGCCACCACUGGAUAUAACAUUACUCAAAAUCAUUGGUUACAAUUUAAUGUAUGAAAGUUGUCAUGACGUGAGUUGGAGAAUAAAUUGGAAAUUUUCAUAAGCUUCA